This is a messenger RNA of Lindgomyces ingoldianus, 1161 nucleotides long. RefSeq lists its product as uncharacterized. The transcript is spliced from 2 exons. The record is from RefSeq and is a predicted model, not a curated record. The coding region runs from base 1 to 1161 and encodes 386 amino acids. Lineage: Eukaryota; Fungi; Ascomycota; Dothideomycetes; Pleosporales; Lindgomycetaceae.
AUGUUCUCGUCGCACGCCUCUAUAACAAAGGACUCACACAUCACACCGCCUUCGAGUUUCGCAGCCCAUCCUCUAACGCCGCCGCCGACCGACGAGAAGCUUUUCGCGCAUGCCCCUAGAGUUAUCGCGCUUUUCAAAGAGAUCCGGGCUGGAAGGCACGCCAAGCGAGAGCCGUGGACUGAGUUUCAGCUCUCGGCAGGAGAGUACGAUGAGAUAGAGCGUCAACUGGAGCAGGACGAGGACCUGUCGGGAUACGUCAAAGACAAGAUACGGUAUGAUUACAGCACAGAAAGUGAUUGUUUGGUCGUCCGCAUACCUACGGCCGUACACGAAUUGUUCGUGGCUCGCAUUGAAGAUGCCAUAUUCAGCCAGCUGAAAUCGAUUCGUGACGGUCUUGGUGCCGCAGCAAGAUUUGCUGAGAAGGUGUACCCAGCUCGUUCUACGGAAGUACACUUUCCAGUCCACAAUACUGCAUCCGGCAGAAUUUCGAAACACGAGCCGGACGCGUCUUUUUCGCACGAAGAUGCGCAAUACCCUGGGGUUGUGAUUGAAGUGGCAUAUUCACAGAAGAAGAAGAGGCUGGGCCGGUUAGCUGAAGACUACCUUCUGGACUCAGACGCGAGCGUGCGAGUUGUGGUAGGUCUUGAUAUCGAAUACGGGAGUCGAGAGUCGCGCGAGGCCACUUUGUCGGUAUGGCGGUCUCGAAUCUUCAACACGGAUGAUGGAGUUGAGCUACGAGUUGUCAAUGAAGUUGCAGAUGAAGUGAGCACUCACUUAAUCGGACAUCUCAUGUCUUUGGUUACUAACACAUCGCAUGCGUUUCGCGACGAAGGAGGCAACUCUACGGAUCACCCAGGCAUACAACUUCAACUGGCUGACUUUGCUUGUGAGGAACUUACAGGGGACGUGAUCCAUAUUGAAGGACUGAAUGUCACUGUAUCCGGCCAGGAUCUUUGUCAAUAUCUUGCUGCAGCAGAAGCCAAAUUGCGAGGACAGAGGACACUCAUCAAACACUCGAUCCUCCCUGAAGUGAAGAAGCGCAAACGAUCGGAAACACUACCAGAGACGAUGGUUUCUGAUGAUGAGGCAAAAUAUAAGGCGGAGGAGGAGCGAGCAGUGAAGCGUGUUGCAGACCAUGAUCUUAACUACAGAGAUACGUAA